Penicillium vulpinum is the source of this 264-nucleotide messenger RNA. RefSeq lists its product as uncharacterized. The transcript has a single exon. The record is from RefSeq and is a predicted model, not a curated record. Lineage: Eukaryota; Fungi; Ascomycota; Eurotiomycetes; Eurotiales; Aspergillaceae. The coding region runs from base 1 to 264 and encodes 87 amino acids.
AUGUGCUAUAAAGUCGUUGAACGCUACUCUGUCUGCAAAUGCCUCUACUUCGAACACUCGAUCGACCCAUGCUCUGCUUAUGGACAGCGCGGCCAUGAAGUACAGGAAAAGACUGUCCUGGUUGGUUAUACCUGUGACAAGCACUCCGGACACGGGUUAUCAGCUGUUUCGCCUGGUGCGAGGCAGUGGUCUGAUUCUGGGUAUGGGAGUCAGGAUAUGAGUGGGAGUGAUGGUGGAAGUGAGAGUGGGGAGGAAUGUUGGUAG